This is a messenger RNA of Ustilaginoidea virens, 561 nucleotides long. RefSeq lists its product as uncharacterized. The record is from RefSeq and is a predicted model, not a curated record. Gene Ontology annotation, cellular component: cytoplasm. Gene Ontology annotation, molecular function: iron ion binding; 3-hydroxyanthranilate 3,4-dioxygenase activity. Bases 1 to 561 code for a protein of 186 amino acids. Gene Ontology annotation, biological process: quinolinate metabolic process; 'de novo' NAD+ biosynthetic process from L-tryptophan. The transcript has 3 exons. Lineage: Eukaryota; Fungi; Ascomycota; Sordariomycetes; Hypocreales; Clavicipitaceae.
AUGCUCUCUACCCCGAUCAACUUGCCCAGGUGGCUCGAGGAAAACUCGCACAUGCUCCAGCCGCCCGUCAACAACUACUGCGUCUACAACCAAGACUUUACCGUCAUGAUUGUCGGCGGCCCCAACGCCCGCUCCGACUACCACAUCAACCCCACGCCCGAGUGGUUCUACCAGCACCGCGGCGCCAUGGUGCUCAAGGUCGUCGACCACGACGGCGCCUUUCGCGACGUGGUCCUCCGCCAGGGCGACAUGUUCCUCCUGCCGCCCAACACGCCCCACAACCCCGUCCGCUUCGCCGGCACCGUCGGCCUCGUGCUCGAGCAGCGCCGCCCGCCCGGCUCCGUCGACCGCAUGCGCUGGUACUGCGCGUCCUGCCCCGGCGCCGUCGUCGUCCACGAGGAAGCCUUCCACUGCGUCGACCUGGGCUCGCAGAUCAAGCAGGCCGUCGAGGAUUUCAGCCGCGACGACCAGAAGCGCCGUUGUCGUCGGUGUGGCCAGUUGGCCGACUGGGCGCCCGCGCAGGGCUCCGUUCCGGAUCCUAACCUCGGCGACGUGAGCUGA